GAUUACAUCAUCGUGAGGAAGCCGGGCGGCCGGACAACCAAUAGGAACCGACUUCAAGUGGUGGAAGGAUUCUCGCGGAAGCAGAGCCGCAUGCCGGGGGGGCCGCCGCGUUCCAUGCCGUGUGAGAGGAUCAGCGACCAGAAGAUCCUGGAGCUGACCCAGAAGAUGAUGGAGCUGGUAGAUGGGACUAGAGGACACCGGGAUUUGUACAAGGACGUGGUGAUGGAGGACCGCCAGAGCCGCCUGUCUCCAGACCGCUCGCCGAGCAGCCAGACGGACGGAGAGAUCGGCUUCCCCGUGGUGGCAUUGGAUGGUGAACCCGAAGAUAGUAUGAUCAUCGAUACCGGGCCGGAGGACGUAGACGCAUGUGAAGGAGACUUGGGGCCAGGGGGCGUAGACGCAUGUGACACAACUGCAAGCUCUGUGGAAGGUUAUGGAAUCCGAAUUAAGGAGGAGCCUGUGUCUGAUGAAGAAGGCGGCGUUGCCGACGGCAACCUUUCCACCCCAAUUCCCUAUACUUGUGUCCGAAUUAAGGAGGAACCCCCCAUGUUUGAGGAAGUCCCCGGUGAUGACGCAGGCCACAUUAAGGAAGAGACCGUACCAGCUGAAGAAGACAAUUGCUCCACUCCGAACAUUUACACCCCCAGAGAUCAGGGAGAGUUCAGCCCCACCCACAUCAAGGAAGAGCCAGUAACGUUCCUCAAUGUAUUGGACAUUUCCAGGCAAGCCGAUGGGACGCAUGUCCCCCCCACACGCACCGCUCCAGAGACACUAGCAUAUGAAGUGGAGAUUCCGGUGGACAAGGCGCCUGUGAAGGGUCCGGACAAUGCGUCCUUGUACAGCGUGCGUCAGAAGGAGGACUCCAUGGAGAUCUUGUAUCACUGUCCCAGCUGCUACAAAGGGUUCUCCAGUAACCUGGACCUCGCCCGUCACCAAGUCAUCCACACUGUAGACAAGCUCUUCAUCUGUUCCCUGUGUGGGAAGAGUUUCACCGAGAUGUCCUUUCUGGUCAAACACCAAGUCAUCCACACGGACCUCAAGCUGUGCGUCUGCCCCGUGUGCGGGGGAUGUUUCUACAGCGAGACGUCCCUGGCCAAGCACCAGAAAACGCAUUCUUUGCCGCUCUUCUGUUCUACGUGUGGGAAAUGUUUCUUUAACAAGACCGAGCUGGCCAUCCAUGAAAGGAAGCACUCGGGGGAAAGGCCUUUCGGGUGCCAUAUUUGUGGCAAGCAUUUCAUAGCCAAGUCGGUUCUGAACAAGCACGUGCUGAUCCAUACGUCCAUGGAACGAAGGAAAUGA
Molecule: messenger RNA, 1299 nt
Organism: Nanorana parkeri
Lineage: Eukaryota; Metazoa; Chordata; Amphibia; Anura; Dicroglossidae
Product: zinc finger protein 570-like
Exons: 3
Biological process (GO): regulation of transcription by RNA polymerase II
Molecular function (GO): RNA polymerase II cis-regulatory region sequence-specific DNA binding; DNA-binding transcription factor activity
Source: RefSeq, a predicted model, not a curated record